GUUAAUAUUUUUUCUAUCAUUUUCUUCAUCUCGAAUUUUAUUAUACCACAUACGAAAAUAAAUUCGUUCGCUCGCGAUUUGUUUCUCUAUUUUUUUUUAUUUUCGUUUAUCGGCGAAAAAACAAAUGAACGAGAAUCUUUUAUCCUCUGUUCUAAAAGCUUACCUACGAUCGUGAAAAAGGGAAAAGAAAAGGUUAAUUAUUAAUAAAUAAUAUCCGUUUUCCUCUUAACGAAGGAAGGGAAAAAUUUGAUCGAAAUGGAGGGGGAAGAGGAGGAAAAGGGAGAGGCCGACGACUUGUAUAUCGAACCAUUGCCAUCCACCUUCGAGGAUGUAACAAAUGUUUUGACACAGACGGAGGCCGGUGAGUGCCUUCACACGUUGGGAAAAUGCGAAUCCGGGCUUGGCUACGCUUAUCUCGGCCUGAACGCGUCCAACAGAGAUCUGACGGACAUAAGGAUUAUACCUAUGUUCAAAUACGUGCUCUACGUGAACGUCUCCGGAAAUAGAUUGACUAACGAGGCUCUUCGCGUUCUCUCGUCCAUGAAAUAUCUUCUGAUGCUUCAAGCUGAUAAAAAUCAGGUGGAAUCCGCAGAAUUGGAUCCCAUGCCUUAUCUUCAGGUUUUAACAUUGAACAAUAACAAAUUGAACAGCACAUCGGGAAUCUCCCACAUGUCUCUCGAAUGUCUGGAAUUGAAUCACAAUAACAUAGAGGAGAUCACUUUGAACCCGUACGAUCUCGAGAACUUGAAGACUCUUGAAAUCGGUGGAAACAUUCUUACCACGACGAGCGGUAUAUUCUUUCCAGGAUUGAUACGAUUGUAUCUAGGGGAGAAUCAAAUAGAGAGGUUGGAAGGAUUAGAGAUAUUGGUCAAUUUGAAAAUUCUACAUCUGAGAAGCAACAAGAUAUCGAAUCUGUCCGGAUUUGACGCGCGAUGCGCCAAACUUAAUUAUCUGAAUCUACGAAACAACGAGAUAACAAAAAUUUCUGAGUUGGAAAAAUUAAGCUGCUUGCCGGCAUUGGAAACGCUGAUCGUUAUGGAGAAUCCCGUGAUAGGCGAGAGAGAAAUGGAAGAGGAAGCUGCUUAUAGGCAAAUUAUUUUGGCUAUGUUGCCUAAUUUGAUACGAAUCGACAAGGAUCCAGUGUUAUACGAUGAAAAGAAAGAGGCUAAAGAGUUUCGUAGACAAAUGCUUCAAGAUGGGACAACUUUCGCUGAUCUGGAUUAUAAUUUUUUGGCCAUGGGAUGAAACUAAUCAUAUUUGUUAUAUUCCUUAUCAAAUUAUUAAUAAUUAAAUUUCGAUAUAUAUGUGGAAUUUUUAAACGAUAUAUGUAGAAUUUUUAAACGAUAGAAAUUAAGGAAAAAGAUUCAUUUGGAUCGGAAUCGUUUCUUUA
Apis laboriosa (Himalayan honeybee) is the source of this 1390-nucleotide messenger RNA. RefSeq names its product leucine-rich repeat-containing protein 23-like. The transcript is spliced from 2 exons. Gene Ontology annotation, cellular component: cytoplasm. Bases 256 to 1245 code for a protein of 329 amino acids. Lineage: Eukaryota; Metazoa; Arthropoda; Insecta; Hymenoptera; Apidae. The record is from RefSeq and is a predicted model, not a curated record. Gene Ontology annotation, molecular function: protein binding.